Molecule: messenger RNA, 5723 nt
Organism: Rattus rattus (black rat)
Lineage: Eukaryota; Metazoa; Chordata; Mammalia; Rodentia; Muridae
Gene: Elapor2
Product: endosome-lysosome associated apoptosis and autophagy regulator family member 2
Exons: 22
Coding region: 1-3084 (1027 amino acids)
Biological process (GO): positive regulation of BMP signaling pathway
Source: RefSeq, a predicted model, not a curated record
AUGCCGCUGCUCGCCCUGAGGCGGGCGCGGGGCAGGGACCUGGGGCGACCGGCCUGGGGUCCCCGCCGCGCGCGCUCGCCGCCCUGGAGCCCCGCCUGGAUUUGCUGCUGGGCGCUCGCUGGCUGCCAGGCAGUCUGGGCUGGGGACUCGUCCUCUUUGGGCCGCCCGCUUCCUGCGUGCCAGGAGAAAGAUUACCACUUUGAAUAUACAGAAUGUGAUAGCACUGGCUCCAGGUGGAGGGUCGCCAUUCCGAAUUCUGCAGUGGAUUGCUCUGGCCUGCCUGACCCAGUGAGAGGCAAAGAAUGCACUUUCUCCUGUGCUUCUGGAGAGUAUCUAGAAAUGAAGAACCAGGUAUGCAGUAAGUGUGUCGAAGGCACCUACUCCCUGGGCAGUGGCAUCAAAUUUGAUGAAUGGGAUGAGUUGCCGGCAGGAUUUUCCAACGUUGCAACAUUCAUGGACACUGUGGUGGGCCCUUCUGACAGCAGGCCAGAUGGCUGUAACAACUCUUCUUGGCUUCCUCGUGGGAACUAUAUAGAGUCUAACCGUGAUGACUGCACUGUGUCUCUGAUCUACGCUGUACACCUUAAGAAGUCGGGCUACGUCUUCUUUGAGUACCAGUACGUGGACAACAACAUCUUCUUUGAGUUCUUUAUUCAGAAUGACCAGUGCCAGGAGAUGGAUGCCACCACAGACAAGUGGGUGAAGCUCACAGACAACGGAGAAUGGGGCUCCCACUCCGUAAUGCUGAAAUCAGGCACAAAUAUUCUGUACUGGAGGACGACAGGCAUCCUUAUGGGUUCUAAGGCAGUCAAGCCUGUGCUAGUAAAAAAUAUCACCAUUGAAGGAGUGGCAUACACCUCGGAGUGCUUUCCAUGUAAGCCAGGCACUUUCAGCAACAAACCAGGCUCAUUCAACUGCCAAAUGUGCCCCAGGAACACCUAUUCUGAGAAGGGUGCUAAAGAAUGCAUCAGGUGUAAGGAGGACUCCCAGUUUUCAGAGGAAGGAGCCAGCGAGUGUGUGGAUCGCCCACCCUGUACUACCAAAGACUAUUUCCAGAUCCAUACCCCCUGUGAUGAAGAAGGAAAGACACAGAUAAUGUACAAGUGGAUAGAGCCGAAAAUCUGCAGGGAAGAUCUCACGGAUGCUAUUAGGCUGCCCCCUUCUGGAGAGAAGAAGGAUUGUCCCCCUUGCAACCCAGGAUUCUAUAACAAUGGCUCUUCUUCUUGCCAUCCCUGUCCUCCCGGGACGUUUUCGGAUGGAACAAAGGAAUGCAAGUCGUGUCCGGCCGGAACAGAGCCAGCGCUUGGGUUUGAAUAUAAAUGGUGGAAUGUCCUUCCCACCAACAUGAAAACUUCCUGCUUCAAUGUUGGGAAUUCCAAGUGCGACGGGAUGAAUGGUUGGGAGGUGGCUGGAGAUCACAUCCGGAGUGGAGCUGGAGGCUCAGACAACGACUAUCUCAUCUUAAACUUGCAUAUCCCGGGAUUUAAACCGCCAACAUCUAUGACUGGAGCCACGGGUUCUGAACUAGGAAGGAUAACGUUUGUAUUUGAGACUCUCUGCUCAGCUGACUGUGUUCUGUACUUCAUGGUGGAUAUAAAUAGAAAAAGUACCAAUGUGGUGGAGUCAUGGGGAGGAACCAAAGAAAAGCAAGCUUAUACGCAUGUCAUAUUCAAGAAUGCAACGUUUACAUUUACAUGGGCAUUCCAGAGAACCAAUCAAGGUCAAGAUAACAGACGUCUCAUCAAUGAUGUGGUGAAGAUUUAUUCAAUCACAGCCACGAAUGCAGUUGAUGGGGUAGCAGCCUCAUGUCGGGCCUGCGCCCUGGGUUCUGAGCAGUCGGGAUCAUCAUGUGUACCCUGCCCCCCAGGCCACUACAUCGAGAAAGAAACCAAUCAGUGCAAGGAGUGUCCAGCUGACACCUACCUGUCCAUCCACCAGGUCUAUGGCAAGGAGGCUUGCAUUCCAUGUGGGCCUGGAAGUAAAAGCACCCAGGAUCACUCGCUUUGCUACAGCGACUGCUUUUUCUACCAUGAAAAAGAAAACCAGAGUCUGCACUAUGACUUCCGCAACCUCAGCAGUGUGGGCUCUCUAAUGAAUGGCCCCAGCUUCACCUCCAAGGGAACCAAAUACUUCCAUUUCUUCAAUAUCAGCUUAUGCGGGCAUGAGGGGAGAAAGAUGGCUCUCUGCACCAACAAUAUUUCAGACUUUACAGUAAAGGAGAUGGUGACAGGGUCAGAUGAUUUGAAUUUGGUUGGAGCAUUUGUGUGCCAGUCAACUAUUAUUCCUUCAGAAAGUAAGGGCUUCCGGGCAGCCCUGUCAUCCCAGUCGAUCAUUCUGGCAGAUACAUUUUUAGGAGUCACAGUGGAAGCUUCCUUGCAAAACGUUAAUAUCAAGGAGGAUAUGUUCCCAGUGUCACCCAGCCAAGUUCCAGAUGUGCAUUUCUUCUAUAAGUCUUCCACAGCCACCACGUCUUGUAUUAAUGGCCGAUCGACUGCUGUGAAAAUGCGAUGUAAUCCCAUGAGACCUGGUGCAGGUGUGAUAUCGGUCCCCAGCAAGUGUCCAGCUGGCACCUGCGAUGGUUGUACAUUCUACUUCCUAUGGGAGAGUGCGGAAGCUUGCCCUCUAUGCACAGAGCAUGACUUCCAUGAGAUCGAGGGAGCCUGCAAGAGAGGGCUUCAGGAAAUCUUAUAUGUAUGGAAUGAGCCUAAAUGGUGCAUUAAAGGAGUUGCUUUGCCCGAGAAGAAAUUGUCAACCUGUGAAACAGUUGACUUUUGGCUGAAAGUGGGAGCCGGUGUUGGGGCGUUCACAGCCGUUUUGUUGGUGGCUCUAACGUGCUACUUUUGGAAAAAGAAUCAAAAGCUGGAAUACAAAUAUUCUAAAUUAGUAAUGACGACUAACUCAAAAGAGUGUGAACUCCCAGCUGCAGACAGCUGUGCUAUCAUGGAAGGAGAAGAUAAUGAAGAGGAUGUUGUAUAUUCCAACAAGCAGUCACUACUAGGGAAACUUAAGUCUUUGGCCACAAAGGAAAAAGACGACCACUUUGAAUCUGUUCAGCUGAAAUCCUCAAGAUGCCCCAAUAUAUGAAGAGACAAUGCCAUAGCAUUCAGGACCCCCAUUAGGACUUGUCCUCACACCUGACAUGGCUGUGAUCUCACCGAGGUGGUGUGCCAGCGGGAGGAGUAGGCAAAAAUGCUGAUUGCCUUAUAACACGUCACAUACUUUGUCAAACUACAGAAGACAGAUGAUGUGGGUCUCACUGAAGAUGAAGCUUAACUCAGGAAGCGAUUUAGCUGUAUAUACUCAUGACUGAAACCCAAGUUUUAGCCCACCAAUGCACUGCUGAUGCAUGCCAUACUAUUACUGGGUAACUUUAAUUCUUUAUACCGUCUACAUACAAAAUAUGUGUUGGAAGGCGGACAUAAGCAUACGCCUUGUGUUUCCACGUAUGUCUUGUUCUUGUACUUUGGGGAAGAUUUGGGGAAAAAAUUAAGUUCUAAUUAUUUUUGCCAUUAUUUCUCCAAGACUUGAAAACAUCUUUUUUUUUUUAAAAUUGAAAUGAUGAGCAGAAUGAAAGACAAUAAAUUUUCAUAGGGUAUUUUCUCUUGACUUCAGAAAGACUAGGAUACUAGUAAUAUUUUGUGAAGUUACUUACUUGGGUUACCUAAGGUGAUAAUCACUUUUAAAAACUUCUUUCCUUUUGUUGGAACUAGUAUGAAAAAAAUUUAAGUAACUGCUUGAAGUCAUCUCAUGGGAUGGGGUGGGAGGCAAUAAAAGUCAAGAAGAAAGCUCAAUAUUCCAUUCAUUCAAACAAUCUGGCUUUAUCAGAAGUCAGAGGCUUAAAGCACUUGAGUGUCAAUAUAGACUAAAGCUUGGGGAGCACCCUAUUUUGCAGACCCCUGCAUAGUCAUGAGGAAGGAGAGGGAGCGCUUGACCCUAAGCACAGAAAACUCUCUUGUUCGGGUAACUGAGGUCAUACCAAGUAUCAGCUGGGCUUUCCCUCGACAUCAGGCAUCACCCAGAGUGCUAGAGGUGUCUAUUUUUCCCUUGCUAGAAGACUUUGAGGAUUAUAAAUAUCUUGAAGAUUUUAUUUUUAAGCCAAUAAGGGAGAAAUUCAAUUUUUGAAGUGUGGAUACCUGUAUUCACAGUCAGAUCCUUCUGAGCAAUGUGUUGUUCCUGUUCGAAAGCAACCCAGAAACUUGUGACAUUUCUCAUGGUGGAUUAUGAGUGUCAGUGUGAUUUGGAUAUUACUUUUGAAGGAAGUUUGGUGAUGAAUUUGAUCAAGUUUGUGUAAACUUUUUAGACCUGGGAAUUAGAGUGUCUUACCCAUUCCUGAUAUAAGAUGUUCUGGUUUGUUUCUAAUAAACCAAUAAUCUUUACAGACCUUAACCACAUACUUAAAAAGAUUUUUGAUGGGCUGCAGCAGGCAAAGCAUACGGGUAAGGUUUUCACCAUGUGUUUUGCCUGAGGUGUUUCAGUGCUUGUAAUGUUUGGUUGUUGUGGGUGAUGUAGUCUUUAUUUUUGUGAAAAAUGGGAGAAAAUGAAUACAUGAAUAAUUGUGCUUAUUGGCCAGUGGGUAAACCGCUAGACCUUUUUGCUACCACUAAAAGAAUGGUUGUAUGCGUGUGUUUUGUGUGUGUGUGUGUGUGUGUGUGUGUGUGUGUAUGUGUGUGCAUGUACAUAUGUAUAUGUAUGUGUGUAUGUAUGUAUCUACUACUAAAUAUGAAAAUAGGUGAUGUAUUAUUGUUUGUUGUAAGACUGAAAAGAAUGUUACUUAGCAUAAUUUUGUAUUUAAUUUCUUGAAUAUUCUAAAUUAUUUUAGCUUUGCUCAUUUUUUGUCUCAAUAUCAGAAUAUUGGCAUGCCUUUCCCUAUCAUAAUCCAAAUUUAACCAGAAGAGUGGGAAUUACACUUGAACUACCACUUAGAGGACCAGGUGGAAACGGAGACUGGACAGAGUCAGAAAGCAUCUUCUGUCACCUGUCACCCCUUUUCACCCUCUGCUGUGCUCAACAUGUAUGUUCCAAGCCAUAGAAAUAAUUGGGAUUUGUUCCCAGGUUCUUCUUCUUUCUCUUGUCACUGGACUAAAAUCUCUGACAUGUCAAAAAUGCCUUAAAUUUUAAUGAACUCUCUGAAAAUGCAGUAGAUAUUGAAGAAGUUAUUUUAUUUCUAAUUUUAGAUAUUAAAUAGAUUUUUUUUUUUUGUCAGCUCGGUCCCAUCUUUGGAUUCCCACGGCUCGUCAUUUUAUUCUAAGAGCUGAAGAACUAUGACAGAACAUUAUGAGGAGAAUAUGCAGAGCAAUUCUAGCUGUAAAAUUCUGUUUAGUUUUAUGUAUGGCCUUUGACAAGCCCAGUGAAAUGUUGAAAGCUAUAAUCAAAUCGCUUCUACGAUUUAUUGACACGUCCUCUCCCCAUCACUACUAGUGAUAGAAAAAUACAUUAUUUAUUACGUUUCUUCUAAAAGGCAUAGUUUGGAGCCUUAAAUAGUUCAUUAAGUCAUCUGUUGUGUAUAACAUCACUUAGCACUGUGUCAAAACAUAUUUAAGUCAAUUUUCUACUGGAUGAGAACAUGUCGUCUAUGGAUAAGUUAUAUUAUGCUAUUUGACAAUGUCAAGCAAUUUGGUAUAUAGUCACUUGAUUUAAAAUACUGAAUUUUAUUAUUAUUGACCUUUCCCAUCUUUGGUUACUAAUAAUCAUAUCCUUCUUAGGAUUAAACAUAUUUCAUUGUA